UUUUCAAGCUUCAAUGGGAACUCAUCUUACAGAACUCUUCGCCCAGCCCCAUUUCGCUGCAGUUAGAUGACAUUUAUCAACAACUUUGUGGAAUAACGAAGAAUGAUGAUGAUGAUAUCACAGCGGCGUUUUAUCAAACACUUGAUAAGCAAAAGAAGGAAUGUUCCUUCACUCUCAGGACUGCAACAAGCAAGGCUCUGCUCUUCAUCCUCGUAUGCGCAACCUCCGAUCGCAACGGAAAAGAGCCGUCUCUACGUUUCAUUCUUCUGCACCCUCAUCCACCUCUUCCUCCGCUGUCGUCGGUUCUCGAAGGCGAAGGCCGCAUUAUCCACGAUGCGGAGUUGCAAUUUGGUCCCCGACCUCCGUUCCUGGAACAGCCUCCUGCUUCAUUUCAACGUUUCAGGGGCUGUUGAUCAGGUGAUGCUUCUGUACUUUGAUAUGCUCUCUUGUGGAGUUGUUCCAAAUGUGUAUACUCGAAACAUAGUGAUACAUUCUCUCUGCAAAAUAGGAAAAACUGAACAGGCUAUCGAGUUGGUUAGGAACAAUGAGAGUGAUACUGUUAGUUAUAAUACUGUUAUAUGGGGCUUUUGCAGAAAGGGGCUUGUACAAGCAGGUUUCGGGUUGGUAUGCGAGAUGGUCAAGAAGGGUGUUGCCGUUGACAGUUUCACUUGUAAUAUACUGGUUAAGGGGUUCUGUGAUAUGAGUUUGCUGCCUAAAGCAAGAUGGGUGAUGGAAAUGUUGUGCCAUAAUGGUGAGGCAAUUUCUACAGAUAUUGUGGGGUUUAACACCAUUAUUCAUGGCUAUUUUAAGGCUUGUGAAGUGAGUGAUGGUCUCGAGAUUACAGAGAGUAUGAGCCAGGUGGGUGUGUUACCUGAUAUUGUUACUUACAAUAUAUUGAUUAAUGGAUUCUGUGAAAUGGGAGAUUUUGAUACUGCCAAGAGUCUUAUGGAUGAACACUUGGAGUCUUGUAAAAAUGUUGAUGUUUGUUAUAAUUUAUCUCUUCUUCAUGACAGAUAUGGUAGGGAGUAUGAUAAUGGACAAACUACACAAAAUAUAGGUAGAAUGUUGGUUUUGAAACCUAAUCUCAUUACAUACACCACACUGAUUAGUAAAUACUGUAAACAGUCUGAGAUUGAGAAAGCACUUUGUACAUAUGAAGAGAUGACGAAGAAUGGGUUCUUGCCUGAUCUUGUUACUUAUAAUUCCCUCUUGCAUGGCCUUUGCAAAUGUGGCAGGAUUCUUGAGGCCAAACAACUUUUUGAGGAGAUGAAAAGUGUUGGUAUGGAUCCUAAUCAUGUUACCUACACUAUUUUGAUUGAUUCUUUACUUAAACAUGGGGAUGCUUGCGCUGCUUCUGCCCUUCAAUGCCAAAUGGUGGUUUGUGGAAUAAGCUUUGAUAAUGUGAUAUUGACCAGUUUGAUGGACGGGCUGUUUAAAGAUGGAAGAACUAGGGAUGCUGAGAACAUGUAUCGGACUCUUCUAAAGUUUAAGAUGGCUGCAAAUCAUAUCACUUAUACAGCAUUAGUAGAUGGGCGCAGCAAAUCUGGAGAUAUGAAGAGUGUUGAGUUUCUAUUGCAAGAAAUGGAACAGAAAAAUGUUGUGCCUAAUGUUCUUACAUUUUCUUCUGUAAUUAAUGGCUAUGUCAAAAUGGGAAGUCUUGAUGCAGCCAUUGGUUUCAUGAAGAAGAUGGUUUACAGUAAUGUCAUGCCUAACGUUUACACAUAUGGUAUUCUGAUUGAUGGGUACUUUAAGGCUGGUAAACAAGACAUAUCUCUUGCCCUGUACGAGGAAAUGAAAUUGAGUGGCUUACUGGAAAAUAAUUUCAUACUGGAUGCCUUCAUAAAUAAUUUUAAGAGGCAGGGAAAGAUGGAAGAAGCAGAGGCCUUACUAGGAAACAUGGUGUCUGCUGGAGUCAAACCUGAUCAUGUGAACUAUACAUCGUUGAUGGAUGGGCUCUUUAAAUCAGGAAAGCAUUCGGCUGCUCUUGAAUUGGCCCAAGAGAUGAAAGAUAAUGGUCUAGGGUUUGAUACAGUUGCUUACAAUGUAAUACUGAAUGGGCUAUUAAGGAUUGGGCAAUAUGAAGUUCACUCCAUCUACAGUGAAAUGAGGAGCUUUGGGUUAGUUCCUGACCUUCUGUCUUUCAACACCAUGAUCAAUGCUUGCUGCAAGGAGGGUAAACUGGACAGUGCUUUCAGUAUUUGGAAUGAGAUGAAGAGGUAUGGACUAAAGCCUAAUUCAGUUACCUGCUAUAUUAUGCUGAAGGGACUUUGUGAAGUUGGUGAAGUUGGUAAAGUCACAGAGUUGUUGAAUGAUAUGCAUAUUAUGGGUCUUCAGCCUACCCAAUCUAUUUAUAAAGUUUUGAUUGGUUCUGCUUCAAAAAAUAGAAAAGCUGAGUUGAUUCUAGAAAUGCAUGAGCGACUUAUUAGCAUGGGGCUUAAGCUCAACCAGACAGUUUGCAACACACUCAUAAAUAUCUUAUGUGGGCUAGGGAUGACUGCAAAGGCAACAGCACAACUGAAGAAAAUGAGAGAGACAGGAUUUUUGGCUGACACUAUCACAUAUAAUUCACUGAUUCAUGGAUAUUGUAAAAGCUCCUUUAUUAAUAAAGCUUUAGAAACAUAUUCCAAAAUGCUGGUUGAAGGAGUUUCUCCUAAUGUUACGACAUACAAUAAUCUCUUUAGGGGUCUAACAGCUGCUGGAAGGUUUCAAGAGGUAUCUGAAUUACUUAAUGAGAUGAAGCUAAGGGGUCUUGUUCCUAAUGCUAAUACAUAUGAUAUUUUAGUCUCAGGCUACGGAAAGUUAGGAAAUAAAAAGGAAUCUAUAAUGCUUUACUGUGAAAUGAUAACCAAAGGCUUCGUUCCUCGUGUUAGUACUUAUAAUGUACUCAUAAGUGAUUUUGCCAAGGUGGGGAAGAUGAAACAAGCUCAAGAACUUAUGAAUGAGAUGGAAGGUAGGGGAGUAAAACCAAAUGCUUCAACUUAUGACAUACUUAUUUCUGGAUGGUGCAAGCUAUCAAAACAAGCACAGCAUGAUAGAUCUUUAAGAGCAUCUUGCCAAACUGAGACAAAGAGGUUACUUAAUGAGAUGAAUGGCAAAGGUUUUACUCCAUGUGAAUCCACCCUUUGUUACAUAAGUCCUGCUUUUACAAAACCAGGAAAGCAAGGCGAAUGGUGGUUGAAUAAUUUUUACAAGGGAAAAGGAAGUUGACUGUUUAGGAAGUAAACAAUCUGAACUCCAGGAUAGAUAAUGUGUGAAGAACAGCAAGCAUUUGAAAUUAAAAGCAAAGGAUCUGUGUAAGCAAUGUGGCAUGCCAAGUAGCAGGAAUGUCGCUCCAACCAACUAGGAAUAUGUGAAAGUUAUAUCAGGAAAUGCAAUGCAGUCAAAUUAUGGAUUUGAUGGCCUGAUAAAUGCUUGUUGGAAAUAUAAGAUGUUCCAAAAGGAGAUGAAAUCCAUCCCACUGGUGGAUUCCUUGUAUCAGUUAUUCAUGAGAGGGAUGAUGCUAUCCUCAAUUAUGCCAAGCGCAGAAGCUUCAUGGAGGACACCUUGUGAGCCAUGAAAGGGCAUAAGAGAGCGUAAGAUUGAUCUGGUGUCAAUACCAGACUAAGCCGCCUUUCAAGAUUUACACGGCAGAAAGGCUACAAGUCUUACCCUUUUUUAUAUGCCUCUUCGUACUGACAUUUGAGUACAUGCAAAGACCGUUUACAAGUAUAAGACCAGUACAACUUGGAACUACCCUUACAUGAUGAGGUGAAACGCUGAAGCCAGUUUCAGGGGAAUUUGAUUAUUCAUUACCUAGUGACAGCAGCUUGCCCCUUCAUCCUUAUUUUGCAACCACUAAAUAUCGUAGUUGCUGACAUUGAUUCCCUCAUAAGGUGAUUGCAGGAAGGUAUAGCAGAGAAGGGGAAAAGCUUGUACCAAAACCCUAGUAUGAAAAAUUUUGGUCCAUUUAGCUGACCCAUCAGAAAAUGCUGCAGUGAAGACAAGCCAAGUUCUAUGUGAAUUAGUUAAUUCAUCCACUGCUAAUCUCCUAUACUAUUAGCAUGUUAAUAAUUGAUGCUCAAAGACUUCCCUAGAGUUGUUAGUUAUGAUUACUGUCUAUUUAAGGUAUGAGUUGAGUAAUGCUAGAUAUCCCUCUUACUUUUUCCCUCCAAUUCAUCCCUCGUGAUGUGCCAUUAGUUAAUUGGUUACUAAUUUUAUUUUUUAAAUUAGUGGUGGGUUAGUCAAUUCAUUGCACCCAAUGAGUGAAAACCACAUCAUGAGAAAAAUCUAGGAGGGGAAAUUCAGGAGGGGUAAAAAGUAUUUUCCUUAA
This is a messenger RNA of Ipomoea triloba (trilobed morning glory), 4309 nucleotides long. Its product is annotated as pentatricopeptide repeat-containing protein At5g14770, mitochondrial. The record is from RefSeq and is a predicted model, not a curated record. The coding region runs from base 103 to 3207 and encodes 1034 amino acids. NCBI's taxonomy places the organism in Eukaryota, Viridiplantae, Streptophyta, Magnoliopsida, Solanales, Convolvulaceae. The transcript is spliced from 5 exons. Gene Ontology annotation, molecular function: protein binding.